Molecule: messenger RNA, 2199 nt
Organism: Mytilus trossulus (common blue mussel)
Lineage: Eukaryota; Metazoa; Mollusca; Bivalvia; Mytilida; Mytilidae
Product: coenzyme Q-binding protein COQ10 homolog A, mitochondrial-like
Exons: 5
Coding region: 55-750 (231 amino acids)
Biological process (GO): ubiquinone biosynthetic process; cellular respiration
Cellular component (GO): mitochondrion
Molecular function (GO): ubiquinone binding
Source: RefSeq, a predicted model, not a curated record
GCCGACGAACAAAAACCGGAAGUUAUUGCAAGAGGUCAAGGUCAUUAAUUAUGAAUGGCAACUUUACGAAACCUGACUCGACCAGGGACAAUAUUUUGCCGAGUAUUUAGGCAAAUUAAGAGAGAAAGUAAUUUAGAUAAAACUGCAGUUUUAGCCUGCUACCCAACAAUACCAUGUUUCAGCCAUGAUGAUAUAUGCCUCACACAACAAAGAUGUUUGUUUCAACUACCAAAGUUACCAGGCACCUCCACUAACAAGAGGAAAGACUAUUCAGAGAGGAGACUGCUAGGGUAUUCCAUGGAACAGAUGUAUGAGAUUGUUGCUGAUGUUGAAAAGUAUACAGAAUUUGUUCCUUGGUGUACCCAGUCAACAGUAUUCAACAGUAAACCAGGAAGUUUUAAAUGCAAGAUGGAAGUAGGGUUUCCUCCCUUGAGUGAAAAAUACACUUCCUGUGUUACAGUUGCUAAACCAAACCUUGUAAAGUCUGAGUGUACUGAUGGUAGAUUGUUUAAUCAUUUACUAACAAUAUGGCAGUUUAGUCCUGGCGUACCUGAUAUUCCCAAUACCUGUGUACUAGAUUUCUCUGUGUCAUUUGAGUUUAGACAUGCUCUACACUCUCAGUUAUCUGCAGUUUUCUUUGAUACAGUUGUGAAAGAGAUGGUGAACUCUUUUCUUAAACGAGCUAAGCAAAAAUUUGGAGCUCCAUCUAUACGAGCUCAAAAACCCAAAGUCCUAAUCUACAAUAGUUAAUGAAGGCUGAACUUAGAUAACUUGGAAUGAUAUGAUCAAUAAUAAUGUACCAGUGAAUGCCAAGAAAUUGUGAUACUUGUAUUUGUUGUUAUUUGUACUACAAUAUUUUAAUAUUGAAUUAAAACUUGAUUAAGAUAUUUAGUGAUAUAACAUUAUAUAGAUAUUUAUUGAAAUUUUAUAAUUUUGAAAAUAGAUUGACCCUGCUUUUUAACAUAUUCUUGUAAAGAGAUGUAUUGUCACAGAGAUGAUUUUUUUUUUUAUUUCUAGGAAUAUACAUGUUAAAAGCAUUGUUUUAUUUUUGGUAUAAUUCAUAGGGUGGUGUCUUUUUACAAAGGAAUAUGCCACUUGUUUUUAAAAGGAACAUGAGAUCAGCCCUUAUCUAAUUUUAGAGAAAAUUACUUCUUAAAUUAUCUUUAUUGUAGUAUGCAGGUAUUUAUCAUUGUUUGAUCUUCCUAUACAUGCUAUAAGCAAUCUGCCCUAGAAUCAAUCUUUGGUGUUCAUGUGAUGUUAAUCCUGUCUUUCUUUCUAAAUAUAUAUAUGUUGACCAUUAAAUGUAGGUGUAACAUUUGUUUUUGAUAUAUUGAAUAUGAUAUACAUUGUAAAUCAAUAAGUAAAGUAUCCAAUUAAUAUUUUAUAGAAACAAAUAUUUUUUUAAUAACAAUAAUGCAGAAAAAAACAAACAUUUUUAUUAAUGAACACAUCAUUAAAGAGGUUUAUUUGACAGGUUUUAGAAUAAGAUAUAUUGCAUUUCUACUUUAAAAGUAUUUAACAUAAACAAUAACCAUUGUAACCAAGGAUUAGAACUAUUAUAAUGACAUCCUUCAUGGAAUGCUCAGGUUUUGAUUGUUAUUUUAAGAAGGGUUAUGUGGAAAAAUAAAACAAAUUACCUGAUUUCUAAAGAUCUUUUUAUAGUAACAAAACUAUUUUUCCACCUCUCACAUGUGCAUUUGCUUAGAACCAUGUUGAUAUUGUUUUUAGGUUUCCUUGAUUUUUAUUGGACCUUCAAAGGAUAGUUAAGAAUAUAACUGAAAUAAUUGUGUGUGAAUACUGUUAUAUUUUUCCAUUCAUGAAACAAUUCAUUAUUACAGAACACAUACUAGAUAGUAACUACUUAUCUUGAAGAGAUGCACCCUGUUCCGUGUUUAUUAAAUGGUGAAUUCAUUAAUGGAAUGUAUAGUUAAAAAUUACAAAAGCAACUGCAUUGAUGUCUGUGUCAUGGCUUUAAGAAUUAAGAUUUCAAUGAAAAUGAUUUCAGUUUCUAGUAUAUGUUAAUAUAUUAUUUAUUUUCAUUAAUUUGGAAGACGGUUGUUGAACAGAUUGUCAUUGGUGCUUUAAAAAAGUUCUGUACUGUAGUUGUUUUUUUGUCACUUCAUCAAUUGAUAUGAAAGUAACAGCAGCUUUGUUUUGUUUAAGUUUUAUUAAAUUUGAUAAACUGUAUAUCAACUGAGA